Molecule: messenger RNA, 969 nt
Organism: Eriocheir sinensis (Chinese mitten crab)
Lineage: Eukaryota; Metazoa; Arthropoda; Malacostraca; Decapoda; Varunidae
Product: trypsin-1-like
Exons: 3
Coding region: 126-911 (261 amino acids)
Biological process (GO): proteolysis
Molecular function (GO): serine-type endopeptidase activity
Source: RefSeq, a predicted model, not a curated record
CUUCCCAUACGUAUAGAUAAAAAAACAUCUGGCUUAUCCCAGCAUGUAGAGGUCACGGUAACGGUUGCGGCAAUCCCGUACUAUAAAAGGCGUCACCGUCGGCACCAUCAUCACCAGAGUCAGCCAUGAAGACCAUCGUGCUGUGCCUGCUCCUCGCCGGGGCAUUCGCCGCCCCCUCCCGUAAGCCAACCUUCCGUCGGGGUCUCAACAAGAUCGUCGGUGGACAGGAUGCCUCGCCAGGACAGUUUCCCUACCAGCUAAGCUUCCAAGAUAUUUCCUUCGGAUUUCACUUCCACUUCUGCGGCGCUUCCAUCUACAACGAGAACUGGGGCGUGUGUGCCGGUCACUGCGUCCAAGGAGAGGACUUCAACAACCCUGACUACCUUCAGGUUGUUGCUGGCGAGCAAGAUUUGGACGUUGAUGAGGGUAACGAGCAGGCGAUUGUUCUGUCCAAGAUCAUCCAGCACGAAGAUUACAACGGGUUCACCAUCAGUAACGACAUUUCCCUUCUCCAACUGUCCUCCCCUCUGACCUUCAACAGCUUUGUUGGAUCUGUCGGUCUGCAGACUGUAAAGGAGUACAUGGGAGACUGCGUUGUGUCCGGCUGGGGUACAACCUCGGAGGGAGGCAGCAGUGCCUCUGUCCUUCAGUAUGUCGAUGUCCCCGCUGUCAGUGACGCUGACUGUCGCGCCGCUUACGGACAAAACGACAUCGAAGACUCCAUGAUCUGCGCUGGACUACCCGAGGGAGGAGUGGACGCCUGCCAGGGUGACUCUGGUGGACCUAUGGUGUGUGGCGGCCUCCUGACCGGCAUCGUGUCCUGGGGCUAUGGCUGUGCACGCCCUGACUACCCCGGCGUGUACGCUGAGGUGGCCUACUUCACGGACUGGGUCGCAGCUAAUGCUGUAUAAAUUCCAUUUUUCUCUCUGGCUGCUGUGCUGCCAGACACAAUAAACACGUCACACAGAA